UUUCUGGCGUAGGAUUUGACUGACGUUCGGGCGUACCAACGUGACGGUUUUAAGUGGAAUUGUUGAUUGUUGGAUGGUAACGCCUUUGGGAGGUGGAAACAGAUGGGUUGGGGUAAUAUGUUGAAAUCUGGAGCAAGAUAGGACUAUCUAAAUACAAAUUGCAAAAUAACUUCCGGUUUGUGGACCAAUGUUCAAAACGUCAAAUUUUAACCGCAUGCACUUGGGGCCCACAAACAUUUCAAAGUCAAAGUUGUGAGUGUCUUGAAGGAGUCGCGAGGGUUUAUUUUGUGAAAAUAAUAACAAGGAGCGAUGACUUCAGUUGAGGACGAUGAUAUACCGCAGCUGUCUGCAGAUACUCUGGAGAUUUUGCAAGCAUUUUUGAAAGAAAAGGAAGAACGGGAAAAGCUGGAAUUGGAAGGCGGUAAAGAUGUCAAUUUCGAGGAGGAUUGGCAACUAAGUCAAUUUUGGUACAGCGCCAAAACAAAAUCGGAUUUAAAAGCUAUUUGUCAACAUAUCAUAACCGAUGACACAUAUAAAAUUGGUCUACUUUCAUGCCCAUCGGUAUACACCUCCAUCAAAGAGAUCCACAAAAAUGUAAAAAUCUUCGAAUAUGAUCGGCGAUUUGCAUCAUACGGUGAUGAUUUUGUUUACUACGACUUCAAUGAAGCCGACAAUCCAGAAUGUUUGCAAGAAUUUCAGAACUACUUUGACUUGGUUAUAGUUGACCCACCAUUUCUCUCCGAAGAAUGCAUGAAAAAGAUAUCGACAAUUGUUAAGAAAGUAGUGAAAGCUGACGGGAAAAUUAUCUUCUGUUCAGGUGAGGUGUGCGAACCAUGGAUUACAACGUUUUUGCAAUUGAAGAAGUGUAAUUUUAAGCCAGAGCAUGAUAGAAAUUUAGGAAAUGAAUUCGCUUCUUAUAGUAAUUUUGAUAUAGAUAAAAUUUUAAAAAAUACAAAAUAAUUUAGUAAAAUAA
This is a messenger RNA of Hermetia illucens (black soldier fly), 973 nucleotides long. Its product is annotated as protein-lysine N-methyltransferase CG9154. The record is from RefSeq and is a predicted model, not a curated record. Gene Ontology annotation, biological process: methylation. Gene Ontology annotation, molecular function: protein-lysine N-methyltransferase activity; nucleic acid binding. The transcript is spliced from 4 exons. The coding region runs from base 310 to 960 and encodes 216 amino acids. Lineage: Eukaryota; Metazoa; Arthropoda; Insecta; Diptera; Stratiomyidae.